GCGGCGGUAUGAAAAAUGGCCAUCGUCAGAUUCGGUGAAUUAUCGGUGCCUUUUUUAUUAAACUGUCUUUUUUAUUAACGAAGCAACAGGUAAACAAUGCGAGCUUCAGCAGCACUAGCCUGCUAGCUGGAACUGGAGCUAACAGGCGGUAGUUUAGCUUGUUAACUAGCCGUUUGAGUGGCUCCGUGUCCCGGGCUAAAGCAGAUGGGCUCCUCGGUGUAUUUGGGUAAAAGGCGGAAGACUGCGCAUCAACACACCAAACCAGAGAUGCUACAGAGCUACAGCCGCUAGCAAGCUACACGUUUGUUGUAAGAUGCGGGUUAACGGCUGUCGUUUCAACAGGAAUUGAAGAUAAAGGAAAAACGUUUCGACUGUCAUCAUCCUACUUUAUGGAGCCACAGCAGGCGGCCUCGAACUGAUUUUUACCGCGUGGCCCCCCACAGUGCUCUCCCAUCGGCAGGAUGUCGAGCAGGAGGAAAUCCACCACCCCCUGCAUGGUGCCCCCUCGAGAAGCCGUUGACUCAGACCAGGACAUGGAGGAUGUCCCAGAAGCAGCUGACGCAGAGUACAGUAACGGCGUUCCCCCCCUCUCCUCGGAGCCCCCCGCUCUGCAGGAGGAGUGGGCAGAGGACGCAGCCUCGGACCACUACCAGGACCUGAACAUGGCGGAAGGGGGCUACGAGUGCAAAUACUGCAGCUUUCAGACGUCGGAGCUCAACCUGUUCACCAUGCACGUGGACACGGAGCAUCCCGAUGUCAUCAUCAACACCUCGUACGUCUGCAUGGAGUGUGACUACCACACCAAAAGUUACGACACCCUGCUGGCCCACAACGCUCGCCUCCACCCGGGCGAGGAAAACUUCACCAGGACGAUGGUGAAGCGAAACAACGAGACGGUGAUCCAGCAGACGGUCAACGACCUCACCUUCGACGGCAGCUUCGUGAAGGUGGAGGAUGGCGAGGCGGAGGAGACUUCCCGCAGCAGCAUCGCCCUCAGCAAGACGCCCAUCAUGAGGAUCAGGAGCCGGCCGGAGCCCAAGAAGUUCAGCGCCGCACACAAAGCGGCCUACGAGGACGUCAUCAAGGUGGAGAGCGACGACGAGGACGACGAGAACAAGGAGCCCCCCACACUUUCCCCCGCCCCCAUGACCAUCGCCCCGCGCCUCUUCCCCGUCUCCACGCCGGUGCAGGUCCACACCGUCCCACAAAACAUCUUGGUCAACAGCUCCAACGUGCUGCAGAUCAAAGGAGGCUCGGGGGGCGUGCUUCCGCCCGGGACGCUGGCCCAGGUUCUGUCGGCCCUGCAGAACCAGCAGAACUGCAGCCAGACCCAGACCCAGCUGCUCAUCCCCAUCAGCAGCAUCCCCACCUACAACUCCGCCAUGGACAACAACGUCCUGCUGGUCAGCGCCUACAACAGGUUUCCAUAUCCCUCGGUGUCGGAGAUCAUGGGCUUGUCUUCACAGACCAAGUUCAGUGAGGAGCAGAUCAAGGUGUGGUUCUCUGCUCAGAGGCUGAAGCACGGAGUCAGCUGGACUCCGGAGGAGGUGGAGGAGGCGAGGAGGAAGAAGUUUAACGGCACGGUGCAGAGCGUUCCUCAGACCAUCACCGUCAUCCCGGCCAACCUGGCUGCAGCCACCAACGGCCUGCAGUCCAUCUUCCAGACCUGCCAGAUCGUGGGCCAGACGGGCCUCGUGCUCACUCAGGUGUCCAGUAACGGCAGCACCUUGCCGGUCACAUCUCCCAUCACCCUGACCGUCGCAGGCGUCCCCGGCAACCAGCCCAAAGCAGCCGAACCGUCCACGUCGGAAUCAAAGACUGAGAUGGCGGCAGGCGGGGCGUACUGUUCAGACGCAUCGACCGCCAAACCCAAGAAGUCCAAGGAGCAGCUGGCGGAGCUGAAGGCCAGCUACGGCCGGAGGCAGUUUGCCACUGAGGCAGAGAUAUCCCGACUCAUGGCGGUCACCAAACUGUCCAAACGAGCCAUAAAGAAGUGGUUCAGCGACACACGCUACAACCAGAGGAACUCCAAGGAUCACCAAGGCGUCCUGCCUACUGAAGCCCCGCCCACCAGAGCGCCAGCGCCAGGAGGACGAACAGGAAGGAACAACAGCGGGAGCCAAAACGACAGCAACGCCAGCGACCACAACCCAACCAUCGUCAUCGACUCCAGCGACGACGCCAGCGACUGCUCGCCGACUUCAGCCACCACCCUGUCGGGGUCCACCAGAGACCCGCGGGUCAAGUUCCGCCACGCCUUCCCCGAUUUCACGCCACAGAAGUUUAAGGAAAGGACUCCGGAGCAGCUGCAAGUCCUGGAGGCCAGCUUCCAGAAAUCAGACACGCCCUCGGACGAGGAGCUGAGCCGGCUGCGAGCAGAGACGAAGCUGACGCGGCGCGAGGUGGACGCUUGGUUCACGGAGAGACGAAAAAUGCCUUCGAAAGAGGACGAGGACGAGGAGGACAGCGAGAAAGCCGCUGCUCCUUCGUCCUCGGCUCAUGAGCGGCAGACCACGCCCCCCGCCGCAAGGAAGACCAUGAAGAAGACGCCAGAGCAGCUCCACAUCCUGAAGAAGGCCUUCGUCCGCACACAGUGGCCCAUCCCCGAGGAGUACGACCAGAUGGCGGAGGACAGCGGCCUGCCCAGGACCUACAUCGUCAACUGGUUCGGAGACACGCGCUACGCCUGCAAGAACAGCAACCUGAAGUGGUACUACCUCUACCAGAGCGGGAAGGUAAAGGCUCAGAAUGAUGGAGUGGAUGCUUUCUGUGUACAGAGUUAA
Molecule: messenger RNA, 2783 nt
Organism: Notothenia coriiceps (black rockcod)
Lineage: Eukaryota; Metazoa; Chordata; Actinopteri; Perciformes; Nototheniidae
Product: zinc fingers and homeoboxes protein 1-like
Exons: 5
Coding region: 462-2783 (773 amino acids)
Biological process (GO): regulation of transcription by RNA polymerase II
Cellular component (GO): nucleus
Molecular function (GO): DNA binding; DNA-binding transcription factor activity, RNA polymerase II-specific
Source: RefSeq, a predicted model, not a curated record